Messenger RNA from Colossoma macropomum (tambaqui), 1526 nucleotides. Its product is annotated as CMRF35-like molecule 8. The transcript has 8 exons. The coding region runs from base 312 to 1526 and encodes 404 amino acids. The record is from RefSeq and is a predicted model, not a curated record. Lineage: Eukaryota; Metazoa; Chordata; Actinopteri; Characiformes; Serrasalmidae.
AGGUUGAACGUCUCUUAUGUUUUCUACAGAAAGAGGAACCUGGAGCAGGUCUGGAGGCAGAGACACACGAAAUAUGAAUGUGACACACCCUGAGAAUGAAAUCACUCUUAGGAGAAAGAAAGAAAACAGUCAGAUGUUCAACCAUAACAGACUGAAGAUCAUCAGUGAAGCUGAAGAUCCUCCUCAUCUUCACGAUCUUCCUAAUCUCAGGAGGAUGAUCCCAUAGGCUGGUUACAUCGUACAGGACUGACCUUGGAGAACGGUGGACUGGAGUUUAUAUGAACAUCACUGAGACUGAAGUUUAGACCAGAAUGAAGAUUCUCCUCAUCUUCAUCCUCCACCUGAUCUCAGGUGGAGCGGCCGGUAUUGAUGUGAUCGGCUUUCCAGGAGGAAGAGUUACAAUCUCCUGUAACUACGAUGACUAUGGAAGGGCAAAGACACAUAUAUGCAAAAUGAAAACACAAACUGAGUGUGAAUAUAUUACAGUUAUUAAGUAUGAACAGUGUAACACAUGGAUUCAGAAAGACAGAUUUGAUAUAAUUAAUGACUGUUCCAGAGCCCUCACAGUGACCAUCAGACAGCUGAGCUCAGAGGAUGCUGGAACAUAUCAGUGUGGAGAGGUUGGGAGGUGGAGUCAUCAGUUUAACCUCCAAGUGAUCAGAGAUCCAUGUUGUUUGGGACCAAGGACUGUGUUUGGUCAUCUGGGAGAGACUUUCACCAUCAGCUGUUCAUAUCCAGAGCAGUUUGAGAGACACAGCAAGUACUUCUACAAACUUGAUGGUCAUCGUAUUCCUACAAUGAUCGACACCACAGAGACUCAGAGAGGCAGAUUCUCCAUCUCUGAUGACAGAAGCUCUAAAGUUGUCAGUGUGAGAAUCAGUGAUGUGAGAGAAGAUGAUGGAGGAGUUUAUUACUGUGCAGUGUUGAGUGGAGGAGACUCAGUCAGUUAUUACUCCCUCUACACAGAGACUCAGCUACAGGUCACUGAGAAAUCCACCACAGGGACACCAGAUUCCACUAAUACCAUCAUUGUGUGUGUCUGUGUGGCUCUGCUGCUGCUGCUGAUUGGAGGAUUAAUUUCUCCUGCUGUGUGCGACUAUGAAGAGAUUAAGGAUAGGAAACCACAAUCAGACUCCAAAUCUACUCCACGUUAUGCUGCUGUCCAACCACCUACAAUUUCCUCUGAUCCCCUAAACUCUGUAUAUGCCACUGCCCGACACCCCACAGUGCCAUCUGAUCCCCCAAACCCUGUGUAUGCUACAGCACAGUUACCCACAAUUCCCUCUGAUCCCCUAAACUCUGUAUAUGCCACUGCCCAACACCCCACAGUGCCAUCUGAUCCCCCAAACCUUGUGUAUGCUACAGCACAGUUACCCACAAUUCCCUCUGAUCCCCUAAACUCUGUAUAUGCCACUGCCCAACACCCCACAGUGCCAUCUGAUCCCCCAAACCUUGUGUAUGCUACAGUAGAGUUACCCACAAUGCCCUCUGAUCCCCCAAACCCUGUGUAUGCUACAGUACAGUAA